Rodentolepis nana is the source of this 564-nucleotide messenger RNA. NCBI's taxonomy places the organism in Eukaryota, Metazoa, Platyhelminthes, Cestoda, Cyclophyllidea, Hymenolepididae. The record is from the annotation of a GenBank genome assembly.
AUGGACAUCCAGUUCUGGGAAGUGAUCUCCGACGAACAUGGUAUUGAUCCAACAGGAAGUUACCAUGGUGACUCCGAUCUUCAACUCGAGCGUAUCAAUGUAUAUUAUAACGAGGCCAGUGGUACAAAGUACGUUCCACGAGCAAUCCUAGUGGACCUUGAACCAGGAACAAUGGACAGUGUCCGAGCAGGUCCUUUUGGUCAACUCUUCCGUCCAGACAACUUCGUGUUCGGACAGAGCGGAGCUGGUAACAACUGGGCAAAGGGUCAUUAUACAGAGGGCGCUGAGUUGGUUGACGCUGUUCAGGAUGUUGUUCGAAGGGAGGCCGAAUGCUGUGAUUGCCUCCAAGGCUUUCAGCUGACCCACUCACUUGGUGGUGGAACUGGUUCUGGAAUGGGCACUCUACUCAUCUCUAAGAUCCGAGAGGAGUAUCCCGAUAGAAUGAUGAUCACUUUCUCCGUUGUGCCAUCUCCAAAGGUUCAUUUCAAUUUAAAUGAAUUUAAAAUGAAAACACGGGGUCUGGGUAACCAGUUUAAUCCACCAACGCUUGUCAACAUAAAAUAA